UUGAAAUUGGGGGAGAGAGAAUCGUCGGUCUACUUGCAGAAGAAGAAAGUUGAGUGGGACGGUGACACGAAACGGAGUUGCAGAGCCAAAAUGUAAUGAACUCUAUUGUUUCUCAAUUGACCUCCUUUUAAUUCCUCAGCUGUCGACGGCGUUGAUUCAUCGGUGGUCAGCUUCGGAAAAUGAUGUCACCGGGAUCAAUGUCUCAGGAUCGAGGAUCUUCUCCUCAUUUCAGGCAUACACCGUUGCAGAUAAUCCACAUGCUUGGAAAUUUCUUUCGGAUAUGGUCAAUCUAUUCAAUGUAUCGCUAUUUUUCUCAGGCUGGAGCUUCAGUUGUACUUUUUCUCUUUUGUUGUUUGGGCCCAGCAGCCAUUAUAUUUUUGACUUUGCAAAAGCCAUGGAAGGGAAAGCCCCUUCCAAAUACCCAGGUAGUUCCUUCUGUGAUAAAUGGUGGCAUAACAGCUUUGUACUUUAUCUUGUGGGGAAAGGGCAUUAAAGCCUGUGGACCUCUGAGGGCUAUACUUGCCGAGUAUUCUGGUGCUGUCCUUGGAGUGCUUUCUGCUGUUUUGUAUGGUCGGAGGGGCUUUGUUUGGAAAAAGGUUGGCGGUCUCAUUGCAAUGCUGGUAUCUUUCUACUUAUUAUCACAAGGGUGGGCCAUGACCACACAUUUUCCCUUCUCUGCUAAAGAUGGCUCUGACGCUGAGAAUCAGACAGAACAAAUGUUGGGUUUGAAAGAAAUGGCAAUUCCUAUCUUUGCUGGAAUUUUAUCAACAUUGAGAAGGGUCAUUGCUCGGCGUGUUUCACUUAAGAACCAACUUAAAAGACGACUUCAUUCUAUAACAAUGGCUUCUGCGACUUGUUUUCUCUUUCCUAUGGCCAUGUGGGACAUGAUAAUUGGAUCAACUUCUGACAACGGCAGAGAGCUUCCUUUCUCCACUUGGGCGUUUAUAAGCACUACAAUAUUUGGUGUUAUUCUUAUAUUCUACGUCGACAGCAUUGCUGAAGAGAGAUUGCACAUGGUUUUUUCUUCUCCAAGACAUUUGGUGGUAGCUGGUGGAAGCAUCAUUCUUUUGGAGAUUGUAUACAAGAUGGAUUUUUCUCUAGUUGGCUUUGUUAUCUGCUGCUCAAUUUUGGGGUUUGGGAUACAUGAAGCAACUUCUUUAGACCGCAGCAGAAAAGAUUCUUCUCGGAGUCAUGAUACAUCAAAUGGACUGUUGGACGACCAAGAUCAGCUAUCUUCCCUACCAACCUGAUGUUUAUUGAUCUCAACAUCACACCUUAAACAAUUGGAUGCCUGCAGUAAUCAGUAGAUGAUGGUUUGGUCCAUGUUACUACUGUCAUCAAGCGGAAAAACCUUUUUUUAUUUGGCUGGCAACCGUGCUGAACUCAAAUGCAUCAUGGACAUGGACACAUUAGUCUCGCUUUCCUUGCCUUAAUGCCGUGUGCGGUCUGCUUUGCUAGCAGCCUCAAUUUUUUUGCUGAAAAUAUGUAGCGCUGACCAAUUGUAAGGUCCUUGAAACUUGUAUCCUUGGCCUCUAAUUUACGUCUUUAUUUGAUCUGUACUUUGUACUUCAAACUUAACUUUACUGAUCCAUAGACUGAUGAUAAUUUUCAUAUAAAGGAAUUUCUUUGUUCU
Molecule: messenger RNA, 1633 nt
Organism: Cucurbita maxima (winter squash)
Lineage: Eukaryota; Viridiplantae; Streptophyta; Magnoliopsida; Cucurbitales; Cucurbitaceae
Product: zinc transporter 5
Exons: 11
Coding region: 180-1250 (356 amino acids)
Source: RefSeq, a predicted model, not a curated record